Molecule: messenger RNA, 1018 nt
Organism: Lentinula edodes (shiitake mushroom)
Lineage: Eukaryota; Fungi; Basidiomycota; Agaricomycetes; Agaricales; Omphalotaceae
Product: glutathione S-transferase C-terminal-like protein
Exons: 8
Coding region: 66-770 (234 amino acids)
Source: RefSeq, a predicted model, not a curated record
GAAUCUUACCACCAUUUGGCCUCUUUCAUUUCCCAAAUACCCGUCCGUUCACUUCUAACCCAACAAUGUCGGUCAAACGAGGGAUGACACUAUAUUCUGCUCCCACACCAAAUGGAUUCAAAGUCGCUGUGUUUCUGGAAGAGCUGAAGAGUGUCUAUGACUUUGAUUACGAAGUCCGGCCAGUCAAUGUCGCCAAAGGCGAACAAAAGGACCCCUGGUUCAUCGCGAUCAACCCAAACGGUCGCAUUCCCGCCAUUGUAGACCACAACCGGAACGAUUUCGUCGUCUUUGAGACUGCGGCUAUCUUGAUCUACCUCCAGCAACAUUACGACACAGAGAAUAAGUUUGGUUGGGAUCCGAAGGAGAAUCCGGAUAAGUAUAGCGAGAUGUUGCAGUGGAUAUUCUUUGCGCACGGGGGUGUGGGACCUAUGCAAGGACAACUGAAUCACUUUCGCAAUGCUGCUUCUGAAGUCGUACCCUACGCACUAAAUCGAUAUCUCAAUGAAGUCAAACGCCUCUAUAGUGUUCUCGACAUUCGUCUAAACCAAGACCGGGAUUAUCUGGCUGGCCCCGGUCGAGGGAUGUAUUCUAUCGCAGAUAUGAACGUCUUACCAUGGCUGCGUAUCCGCGAAUACAGUGGGCUCGACAAUUUGGAUGAAUGGCCGAAUGUCAAGAGAUGGUGCGAGAACACACUUUCUAGGGAUGCUUGGGAAGUUGCGGGCAACGUUGGUCGUGUGGGGGAUACAGCUUCUCUUUAUAGCGUCGGGUGAGCAACUACACUAGAAUUAUGCUCUUUGUGGUGACGUCCCAUCUCCACUAUAGACACAAACAAACCACUUAGAGGGGAUUCUUUUGCGCACAUCGUUGAAAGAAAGCUAUGUAGCUCUCUGCACGAAAAACAUGCGAGGGUUGCGUCUAUGUACAUAUUAGGCCCAGUUUUUAUAAGCAGAAGCAGUACUUAUGUAUGCACCGUAAUUGGUAGAGUAAUGAGGAUUCAAAUGUUCAAAGUAGUGAUGCA